AUGCUGUCAUCGGCAGUGAAUCCAAUCAAUGGUGGUGAUUCAACAAUGCCUGGUGAUUAUGAACCGUUUUUAAGAGGCAGACCACGUGGUGCGCCUCUUUCAAAUUCUACUUUACCAACAGAUUUAUCGAUUCGCCCGAGAACACCAUUUCCACAAUUAUCUGCAGCUCCAUCAGCGGGUGGACUACCAAUGAGAACACCCUUUCCACAAUUAUCUGCAGGUCCAUCCGCGGGUGGACUACCGAUGAGAACACAAUUUCCUAAUCUCCAUAUGGUACCUCCACGUCGUAGAUCAUCAAUGAGACGACCACAUAUGCUACAUGCACGUCAUCCUAUAAGAAUUCGUCGUCCUAGACGAAGGCCACUUACACCAGACAUUGUCAUUGAUCGUCGAUCACACGGUCAUUCAUCAUGGGGACGACAUGGAGUGAUUAGAAUUCCACUUGAUAAUCGUGCGACACUUGGUUUACGUGGACCACCAAAACGUGUACUAGAAAUUGAACGUGUUCGAUGUCAUCGAAGACGUCGAUCAAGAUGUUACGACUAUGAAUAUGAUGAUCCUCCACCACCACCACCACCACUAUUAGCAGUAUCUCAACCAGCUUCAAUGGUUACUAAUCCAGUUGUAAAUGUUUGUUUUCCAUCUAAUAAUACAAAUACUGUAGCAACAUCAACAUUACUUUCAAAUCUAACUCCAGAAAUGCUUAAUAACUUACCUAAACAAACAGUUCAUUUAGAACCAAUACACAUAGAAGGUAGUCACGCUGAUAAGAAUACAGGACUUCAUACUGUCGUAUUUCCUGCUGAAAUAAUCAAUCCUAUUGAUGGUACUUUAUCAAUAAUUCAAGCUAAUCCUGAAGCCAACAAUAAUAAUAUUUCAAAUAUUUCAAAUAUUUUACCUCCUAUUGCAACAUCGAUUCAACCUCAAUCAUUGAAUUUACCAACAGUUAUUGGCACACCGAUUGCAUUAGGUGGAUCACCAGUACGACCUCCGAUGGCUGCAAAUCCACUAAGGCAACGAUUUCUUGAACUUUUUCAACGUCUAAAUACAUCACGAACACAACCGCAGAUACCAGCAUCAAAUCUUCCUAUAAUUCAACCUGCGGUAUCGAAUAUGUCAGGAAUCAGUCCAACAACUAACAGAUCAAGCAAUCUACCCGCUAAUUCACUAAGAAAUCCACCGAACAUCUCAGAAUUCAAUCCAAUGGGUAACAGAUUAAAUAAUCUACCGACUAAUCCAUUAAGAAAUCCACCGAAUUCAGGACAAUAUUCUUCAAAUACUGGUCCUUAUCGCUCAUCAAAUAUAACUCCUUAUCAAUCAACAAACAUUACACCAUAUCGUACAUCAACUUUUACACCGUCGAGUCGAGUAAACAAUAUGACUUAUCUUUCUCCUAGUGGUGCUCCUUCUAAUUCGUCAGAUCUCGGUCCAUAUCGUCCAGCAAAUAUUACACCUUAUACUAAUAUAUCCAAUCGAUCUACUAAUAAUCCUCUAUCACAACCAUCUUUUUCAUCUAACUUAACUCGUUACGCUUCGGCUGGAUCAUUAGCAUCUACUAAUACCUUUACUACUGGUUCUCCUUCAUCAUCUCCUGUACAUAGAACUACUGGCAAUUAUGCAAAUUCAUCAAUAUCAUCAACUCCUAAUCAAUCGAGUAAUUCAAUGCCGAAGUCCAUUCUUCGUAAUGGACCAUCAGCUAGUUUUUCAAAUACUACUUAUACUAAUUUAAAUCCACCUAAUACGUUCUCUUCAAAUGGUGCAUUUCCUAAGACAACAAGAUUUGAUUAA
Messenger RNA from Adineta steineri, 1788 nucleotides. NCBI's taxonomy places the organism in Eukaryota, Metazoa, Rotifera, Eurotatoria, Adinetida, Adinetidae. The record is from the annotation of a GenBank genome assembly.